CCUUUGAAAGCGCUGCUGCCCAUUGGCUUGCUGAGGCGAAUUUCGACUAGAUAUCUGGGCGGGGGGCUUAUUGAAAUGUAAUUGCCUUUCGAAAAGAACUUUCUGUUGCCCAGGGGAAGGACCGUUGGGUAGUUUUUUGAGCUGAAAGUUUUUAGGCUUUCUGGAUCGAAAGCUUGGGGCAGGAGCUUGAGUGUAGGCAGCGGUAAUGGAGGAAGCCGAGAACCCGAAAUCGGAGCCGCUCUCGGUCUGUCCGAGAAGCAGCAACCCGAGGAAGGAUCUGGGAAAAAGAAAUGUGCAUGGAGCUUCAUUAGAUGAUACAGAUUGUCUGUGGCCUAAAGAAUUCAUUACUUCUGCAAAUAGGCAAUCUACCCAUUCCAAGGUGGGUCGCCAUAUUCUUCGAAGACAUACUGUAGGUGGCCCUCGAAGUUCCCAAGAAAUUUUGGGAAUGCAACCUUCUGAUAUGGACAAAAAAAGAGAAGCGUUUCUGGAACAUCUGAAACAGAAAUAUCCCCAUCAUGCAUCUGCAAUCAUGGGCCACCAAGAAAGACUGAGAGAUCAGGCUUUACAGUGCAUGUUGGUCUCCCUCCAUUCAGAGCUUGACAUUCAAAGGUACUUGAUGAAAAUUGAAACCUCUCAGAGAACAAGGAGCCCAAAGCUUUCCCAAAGUCCACAGCCCAGCUUGGGGGAUCAAGCUGAAUAUUUGUCAGAGGUAUCUGUUGACUCCUUGGAAGUCAUGUCAGAAGCGGAGGCCCUGUCUCCUUUUGCAAGGGGAAGCCGUACUCGAGCAAGUCUUCCAGUUGUGAGGUCAACAAAUCAAACAAAAGAAAGAUCUCUAGGGGUUUUAUAUCUGCAGUAUGGAGAUGAAACUAAACAGCUAAGGAUGCCUAAUGAGAUUACAAGCACAGACACUAUUCGUGCCCUCUUUGUAAGUGCCUUUCCCCAACAACUGACAAUGAAAAUGUUGGAGUCCCCCAGUGUGGCAAUAUAUAUCAAGGAUGAGAGCAGAAACAUCUAUUAUGAAUUAAGUGACGUGAGGAAUAUUCAAGACAAAUCUUUCCUUAAAGUUUACAACAAGGAUCCUGCCCAUGUCUUUAAUCACAAGCCUAGAGCGAUCAAUGGAGAUGUAAGGAUGCAGAGAGAAAUCUUCCCAAAUACUUCUCGGCCAGGAUCUAUUUCACAUCCUCCUCAUGCACUUCCAACCUCCCCUCCUCCUAUGGCAGUGCCACAUUCAAUGCCCACUUCUCCAUCUCGGAUCCCAUAUAGUGUUAGGCCAGUCAGUGGCCCUGGCAAUGCAACCAUUCCUCGAGAUAGGCUUUCUAACAUACCUGGACCACGGUCCAUCUCACCGAGCCCAAGUGCCAUCUUGGAAAGGAGGGAUGUGAAACCAGAUGAAGACAUGGGCAACAAGACCCUUACUCUUUUCCGAAAUGAGGGGCUGUAUGCUGAUCCCUAUUUGUUCCAUGAGGGCAGGAUGAGCAUUGCGAGUUCACAUACAGGACAUUCCCUUGAUGUACCUGAUCACAUCAUUGCUUACCAUCGUAGCACAAUGAGGUCUUCAGGCACUUACUGCACUCCUCCUGUGCAAGCAGAACUUGUGGAGCAAUCACUCUAUCGACAGAAAUCAAGGAAGUAUCCUGAGAGUCUUUUGCCAACUUUGAGUUCCAAAACACCUCCUGCCUCUCCUCACCGAGUGGCUGACAUCCGAAUGAUAGACAUCCAUACACACCAAGUCUCACCGCACACCAUUCACCUUGAUAGGUCAUCCCCCGGUCGACAGUCUCUCAAGAAAGAUCCAGGGACUCCUGUCUUUGUGGAAGGGAAAGCUCGAAAUGCCCCAGGUUUAUCUGGCAUGGCUGAGGUGGCUCCUGUCAUUCCUGACAAGAAAGUUUUUGGCUAUGGAGCAGCAGUAAUACCAAAAGAGAAUGAAACCAGAGAGAGGAUGCAAGCCAUGGAAAAACAGAUUGCCAGUUUAACUGGCCUUGUUCAGUCUGCGCUUUUAAAAGGGCCAAACACAAGUAAUAGCAAAGAUCCUUCUAGUGAGAAGAUGGUAAAAAUUGUAACUAGUAAGAGCAGUGCUGAGAAGGCAGGAUCCACUCAUGACUUCCCUGGGAAGAAUUCAUUAGCAGAAGUUGAGAUUUCCAGUAAAAGCCCCCGCCAUUCUCUUCCAUCAAACUCUGCAGCCAUGCAAUUCAGUCUCCUUAACAUGAAACGCAACGUAUCUGAUCUCCGUCUUCAGCUUCUCCAGAUCAGGCAGUUACAGCUGCAGAAUCAGGAUACACUAAAAGCCAUGAUGAGGAAUGCAGAAUUGGAGAUCAACCACAAAGUGAUAGAAAGAGCAAAAAGAUUGGAAGAUCCUGUGCAGCGCCAUCGCCACCUGGUGGAGCAGGACAGACAGAAGUACCUUCUUGAGACAGAAAGGAUUAUGAAGAGCUUGUGUGAGCUAGAAAGAUUUGUUGAAGAUCUGAAGAAGGAAUCUUUGACAUCUAACAGAACAGUAACACUGAAAGAUGUUGAAGAUGGAGCUUUCCUCUUGCGGCAAGUUGGAGAGGCAGUUGCCACCCUCAAAGGUGAAUUUCCAACACUGCAGAAUAAAAUGAGAGCCAUUCUCCGUAUUGAGGUGGAGGCUGUGAGAUUUUUAAAAGAGGAACCUCAUAAACUAGAUCUUUUACUGAAGAGAGUCCGGAGCAUGACAGAGAUCCUCACCACACUCCGGAGGCAUGUUACAGAUAGUUUGCUCAAAGGUGUGGAUCCAUCACAAGCUGCCCAAUAUCAUGCAAUGGAGAAGGCCACUGCAGCAGAAGUUCUGAAAAAUCAAGAAGAAACCGCCAACAGCCAACAUCUGAAACAGACUGUUGCUGAAUGUCCAGCUGAAAUGUCUGUUAAAUCUGAAAUGAUUCCCAUCUCCACUGUGACAGUGCAUCAUGCACAAAGCUCUCCGGUGGUCACCCAUCAGUCACAGCAUUCAUUCACAUUGGUCAGUCAAGUUCCAAAUUCUCCUCUGACCAAUAGCCCAGGGCCAGCUACAACUACAUCAAGCUCUCCAACCUACAUGGAAUCAGCAACAAUGACCGCAGUCAAUACCCAGCAAAUACAGGUGCCUCAUUCACCCCCUGUUACUGUGAACAACAACAUGCAAAGUCUUUUUAUUGAAGAACUUCACAAUGCCAGUACCAGGAACAGAGCUCUCUCGAUUGAGAAAGCAGAGAAAAAAUGGGAAGAGAAAAGGCAGAAUCUGGAUCACUACGAUGGGCAGGAAUUUGAAAAACUCCUAGAAGAAGCACAAGCAAACAUUAUGAAGUCAAUCCCAAACCUUGAUAUACCUUCACAAGCUACUGUCUCACCCAAAGCUGAUGCAGCACAAGUAUCUGAAGAUAGUACCAAAACAGAACAGGAGCUGGAAAAGGCAGUGAAGUCUCCACCUCCUCCACCUCCACGGCGAAGCUAUGUGCUAGGAUCUGGAUUAAGCACAAGACUGAGUGAAGUCAGUUAUACAGCCAGAAAAGAUAACACUAUCUCCAAGGAAAGCAGUGAAGAUUCUGUUCAAGCAGCAUCAUCCAAACUCUUCCCAGAAAAAAAUGUCUCUCUUCAAUCAGCCAGCACACCAAUGAAGGACGAAGAGGAGGAAGAAGAAGAAGGCGAUAAAAUAAUGGCAGAACUACAGGCCUUCCAGAAGUGUUCUUACAUGGAUAUAAACUCAAACAAUCAUGCUGAACAGUCCAGAAAUGAUACACACAUAAAAGAUGCAAGGUCUGUGGCCUUAACGCAUCCUAAGGAGAAGAAGGUUGAUGGGGAGGCCACAAAAGAUAGUGACCAUCCCAAGGACAAGACUGAAGGGAGAACAGAAGUCAUGAUCUCAGGUUCUUUCAGCAUACCUGAAAACUCUGCCUUUAGGCCAGAGUUACUUUUGGAAAACAAGGAUUAUGCCAACAAAAAUUCUUUUAAACCAAACACAAACUUCUCUAGUUUGUUAGAAAAUGAAGGAAAGAGAUGUCCUGAAGAAAUACAAGAUUUAGCAGCAGAGAUUGGAAGACAAAAACCAAGUUACGUUGUAGUGAGAGAGAAAGAUCAUAGCACAUCUCCAAAAGACCUCCUGGAAGAUGCAAAGGUACCUCUUGUUGGACAGGCAGAUUCAUGCACCCAAGAAAUGUCAUUAGUUUCUCCAGCAACACAAGAACAGGGAAGGUCAGUUAGUGCCUAUAAUCAAGUCGCACUAAAGCAUAAAGCAUCUAAGAACAUCACCUUAAACGAUAUUGAUGAAGUAGAGUCACCAGCUAGUAUUCCAGAUGAGGAGAGUUCCCAAUCAGAGAAUGUUGGCUUCAUGAUUACUAGAACAGCUGUUCAGUUUCUGUCAGGUGGAGAGGUUCAUGACAUAGUGAACAGGAAGGGAAAUGCUAUACAGACUGUGAACAUUGAUUCCAAAAAAGAAACACCAUCUCAACAAAGCAUGCUUGAAACUCUUAAAGGUGAAGAACCAGUGGUUUGCUUGGACAAAAAACCAGUCAUCAUUAUUUUUGAUGAACCAAUGGAUAUCAGAUCAGCUUACAAAAGACUUUCAACAAUAUUUGAGGAAUGUGAUGAAGAGUUGGAAAAAAUGAUGACGGAAGAAAAAAUAGAGGAAGAAAAUGAAGAAUUUGAUACACCUGAUGAUGCUCAUUAUGAAGACGCCACCGAGACAAAUAGGAUGCAGGUUACUGAGAAAUCCAAACAGCAAACUUCCUCUAAUUCAGCAACCCAAGUUCUACAGUCUGAAGGACAGGAGAUGGACAAAAAGGAGCAUCAGAAAUCCAGUUACAUUUAUGAGUCAGAACCAAAGUUGGAUGUUCCUGAUGCUAAGAAGAAAUUUAAGUUUAAGUUUCCUAAAAAGCAAUUAGCCGCUCUCACUCAGGCAAUCCGCACAGGAACUAAAACAGGCAAGAAAACAUUACAAGUUGUUGUGUAUGAAGAAGAAGAGGAAGAUGGCACCGUAAAACAACAUAAAGAAGCAAAAAGAUUUGAAAUACCUAGUUCUCAAUCUAUUAACAUUUCUGAAAAAUCAGAAUCAAAGACAGUUGUCCAAGCAUCUAGAACUGAAGAAAUCAGGAAGAACACAUACAGAACUCUAGACAGCCUGGAACAAACAAUCAAACAGCUAGAGAGCACCAUUAGUGAGAUGAGUCCAAAGUCAGUUUUUGAAACCACAGGACAGACAGAGAGACCUCCUGGCCCAAGCUUUUUCUCACCCAAAGAGUCCAUAGUGGUGGAAGAAAGCAAUGCUGAUGUUGAAUUCCUUCCUUCAAUACGAUCAUCUUCACGAAAGAAUUCAACCAACACUUCACAGACAAGCAGGAUGCCAAUCCCUGUAGCCACAAAAAGUAGGCAAGGAGGUGUGGACAAGACCGUCAAACAGCACAAGCUACAGGAUCAGCGCCAGUACAGACAGGCUAAUGGAAGUGCUAAGAAAGCUGGUGGGGACUAUAAAGCUAUUUCCCCAAUUCUAUCUGCCUCAAAAAUUCCAGCCUUUUCUUCCACUUCUGGAAAAAGUAGUUCUGUGUCUAGUGGUGAUAGCACUAACCUUCCAAGCCUAUCCACUAAGGCCUCUGUUCCUUCUAAUUCUCUCAGUCCUCCAACAGGUCGUCCUACUCAUUCUUCUUCCUUAAUCCCUUCAGUUGCUAAUGGCUCCUUAAAAUUCCAGAAUCCUACUCACACAGGUAAAGGCCACAGUCACCUUUUACUCUCCACACAGACUCAAAAUGGCCGCCCAACCCCUCUUCCUCCAUCUUCCUUUUCCUCAGCUUCCUCCUCCUCCUCCUUACCCUCUUCCAUCUCUACCACAUUACCAAACCAAAGUAUGAAGAACAUACGGUCAAUCCACACACCCAGCUUUACCAGCUACAAGUCCCAGAAUGGAAGUGUCAGCAAAGCCAAUCCAUCUUCCACCAUCACCAAAGAGUCAUCUUAAAAGUGAUACCUGGGCCUGUACAGUUCACCAAGCCUUCCUAAUAUGCUGAUGAUGUUGCAACCAGUCUUACAGCUGAAGAUUGUUACCCAUCUUGUUGUAUCAUUUCAGGCUGAAUGCUAAAUUUGUGCUAAAUACUAGGGUAACAUCGUGAAUUAGUGAUAAAUGUAGUUUUUAAGCAUUCAUUACUGAUUAAACAGCCAAGGGGAUUAUAUAUGAAGCACAGAUUGUCUUUUAAGUAGAAACUGUUAUAAGGUUUGGAAGGAUGUGAGUGGACUGGAAAUGUGUGCACAAAAAUGUAUUGAGCAUGAAAAACUGUAUUUAAGAAGCCUGUGGUUUUUGUAUAAAGCUAUUUUUAAGUACAAGAAUUAAAGCAUCAGAAUAAUAAGAAGACUUUAAAACUGAAACUAAAAUAUUUUUCUUUUAUUUUGGAGUUAUUCAAAUUUGUUAUAGAUUUCUAUUUUUGUCAACAAAGAAAACCAUCAUGGUUUCUUUAAAAUUUCUUUUGUCAAAACAUUUGAUACAAUUAAAAUGUACAUUUGAUAGUAGAAUGCAUAAAUAUAAAAGUUAAGACAAACACUGAUGGGGCAAUUUUGUUGCACUGCCAAUCAGAUUAUAUUUAAUAAUUUGCCAUGCAUUUGGGAGAGAAGGAGUUGUUUAUUUGCUUACUCGUUUUAGCUAAGCUUUGGUUUCUUUUUUGUUUUUUCCAUAUUAAUUAGACGUAGAUGAACUAUGUAGUAUUACAAUGUGGAUUUUUGAAGUGUAAACUUCUGUACUGCUCUGUAUAAUGGAAAACCUUUGUACAUAUUAUAAUAUAAAGAUUAUAAAUAUAAAUACAUGAAUCUAAACAAUGCAUGUGGCUGGGCACAUUGACUACUUUUCAACACCAAAGGUCCAUUAUGCACAUCAAAUUUUGGAAAAUGUUAAAGGGGGAAAAUUGAGGAGGGUUUUAGAAAUCAUCUGAAAAAUUAAAGUGCACUUUUGUGAUA
Messenger RNA from Ahaetulla prasina, 6924 nucleotides. Its product is annotated as KIAA1217 ortholog. The record is from RefSeq and is a predicted model, not a curated record. The transcript has 21 exons. Lineage: Eukaryota; Metazoa; Chordata; Lepidosauria; Squamata; Colubridae. Gene Ontology annotation, cellular component: cytoplasm. The coding region runs from base 206 to 5938 and encodes 1910 amino acids.